This is a messenger RNA of Austrofundulus limnaeus, 2162 nucleotides long. RefSeq names its product variable charge X-linked protein 3B. The transcript is spliced from 2 exons. The record is from RefSeq and is a predicted model, not a curated record. Bases 994 to 1251 code for a protein of 85 amino acids. NCBI's taxonomy places the organism in Eukaryota, Metazoa, Chordata, Actinopteri, Cyprinodontiformes, Rivulidae.
UUAUUUAAUCAUAAUUAAUGAGAUUUAUUAUCAAAAUGAAAAUGUGAUGAAAGAAAAAUAAUAAAAUAUAUAAAUUAAAAUCUGUCUGCUGCAGGUAGGACACUGACUGCUCAGAACCACCCCACACACACCUCCACUCAGUUCUUAUUUUAUGUCUUAAAUGGCGACAGAAACCAGACCCKGGUCUUAGAACGGCUCGGCUCGGCUCCAGUUUUCAGCUCCACUGAAACGUUUCUGUUUCUGUGGGAAACAGCUGCACUUGAACCUGAACGACUCGUGGCCUUAAAGCAGGAACCAGUCCGUCAGGCCCACAUAAUGAGCACUUUACCCGUCUGGACCUGAGAACAGAACUCUUCUGUAGAGAUCUGUGGGCUCCAAGGCUCCGCCGGUGCAGCUUUUUAUCUUCGCCUGAAUCACAAACAUGAAAACAAAACAAAAACAUUUUGUUAGAAUCUGGUGGUUCUGUUCUGUACAGAACUUGUUUGGACAAGUUGUUCGUUCUUUUUCUGUUUUUAACGUGAGCGCACUGAAAGUUAGCAUCAUUACUGCAGAGGUCAGGAGAAUAAAUGAAGAGCAGGAAAUAUUUCAGCUGCUAGUUUUCACAGAAUCAGGCUCCUGCUCUGUAAUAAAUGACCGAGUGUUUCAGGUUGACUUGUCCUUCAGUCUCUGAGCUUCAGGUCCUUCAGGUCCUUCAGUCUGUGUUGAACCUGGACCCUGAGUCCUGAUGCUUGUCUUAUCAGCAGUUUGCCUUCAGCUGCAGCAGAGUCUCAGUUCUGUGGGUUUGAUGCUGAAGUGAGACGAUUGUUUCAGUGAUAAAAGCUGCACAGAGUGGGACCAGUGAAUCCUGGACUCAGAUGAUCAGUUUCUGACACAAAGAUCAAAGUUUCUGUCGGGGUCUUGGGUUCCUGCUGCCCUCUGGAUCCUCUGUCCCAGGUGUGGGACCUGGAGUCCUCUCUGUUCCAGGUGUGGGACCUGGAGUCCCCUCUGUCCCAGAUGUGGGACCUGGAGUCCCCUCUGUCCCAGGUGUGGGACCUGGAGUCCCCUCUGUUCCAGGUGUGGGACCUGGAGUCCCCUCUGCUCCAGGUGUGGGACCUGGAGUCCCCUCUGCUCCAGGUGUGGGACCUGGAGUCCCCUCUGCUCCAGGUGUGGGACCUGGAGUCCCCUCUGUCCCAGGUGGAGUCCCCUCUGUCCCAGGUGUGGAACCUGGAGUCCCCUCUGUCCCAGGUGUGGGACCUGGCGGGUUUGGUGUGAGGUGUGUCUCCUGAGGACCGGCCCACAUGAUGUGGGGGAACAGGUGGACUGACCCACAUUCUUCCUCCUGCUUGGAUCUGAUCCAACCCACCAACUGAAGGAGGUUUGAGGAACGUCCUCGGGGGUCUAAGCGUGCUGUUGGGGGUUUAUGGGGGUUGUUUGAGUCCAGUUGUCUCUGUGGGGAGUUUCCCUGCUGCAGAAGCUCGAUCCAAACAUUCAGCUCCUCUUCGCAGRAGUUAAAUCAGGAAGACCCCCUCUGCUCCGACACCCCCCUCAGCCACGCUGCCUCACAGCUGUUUGUGGCUUCAGGGUGGGUCCGGGGUCCGCCUGCUGCAUUCAGAUCAGCGUUUGCAUGUUCUGCCUGACUGCUGACACAUGUCAGGGUGUGGGUCUCCUCUGGUUCCCUCAGAACACAGGACUGACCCGAUCCUUCAGUCCUGAAGUCCCAACAUUUAGAGUCAGUAAAACCAAACGGAUGUUAAAGUUAGUGGACCCAGCAGCUCGGGAGGGGCUUCCCAAGCAGCUGAUGCUCAGUCACAUUAUCCUCCUGCAGGGUGGGACUGGGACCCCCGUCACAUGUGAGUCUGGUAUCUGCUCUGUCUUCAGGGGAUCCUCUCGUAACAAAACAUAAAACAGUUGAGCCGAAGCUGAAAACGGCUGAAUGUUUGCCAGAAAAGACAAAUGUCAGCUUCCUGUUCUGGGUGGGAUGGCUCCAGUUUCCACAGCUGUCUAAGAGGCGGGGCUUAAACCACCUGACACAUUUCUUCUUCUCUCUUCCUGCUCGUCUAGGCCCGUUAAUGACGCACAUUAAUUAUCCUCCAAUAAAGCAGCUCUCAGGGGUCCAUUAGCUGACAGUUCAGGGGGGCGUUACUAGCUGCGUUUCCACUGACCAUGAAAAUGUGCAAAUUAGA